AUGUCGCUAAACGAUUUGGAAUAUCUUGUGGCCACCAAAGAGGACCAAAGCGAAAUUCUAGACUUCCUACUCACAUAUUUCUACAAGGAAGAGCCGUGCACCAAGGCGCUCAAACUCGCGAAAGAGGAAGUCGGGCCGUUGUACGCGUCGAUCAUCGAACGCUGCCUGCGAUAUCCGUUCAGCACAGUCGUCCGAACGCCGACCGCCGGCAUCGUCGGCGUUCUGCUCAACUCGGUGUGGCGACGCGACGACGAGGCGUCGAGCGGCGGCGACUACGACGACGGCGAGCACGCGUCGCCCAACAUGUCGGCAUUUGUGCGAUUCCUCAAUCGUGCGCACGACGAUCUUUGGGAUUUGUUGCCGCCAAAUGUCGACGCGGUUCUUCACAGAGAAAUCUCGUCGGUGGCAACGGCGUUCCAACGAAAUGGCAUCGCCACAAAAAUGCUGACGGCGAAUGUGUCGUCGUCGAGACUCGACGAGUUCAACAUUGGCGGUGUGCUAUCGGAGACGUCGUCGUUCGCGAAUCAGACGCUUCUCGCCAAACACGGCUUCAAAUGUCUCAAAGAAUUGGCGUAUUCGGAAAUGAGGAACGCGCGAGGCGACCGCGUUUUGACGGCGCCUCUCGAUGGAGCACACGCUCUUCGGCUCAAUUAUAAAUCGAUCGACGAAUUCGAAUUUGAGAAUUAA
Messenger RNA from Caenorhabditis bovis, 687 nucleotides. The record is from the annotation of a GenBank genome assembly. NCBI's taxonomy places the organism in Eukaryota, Metazoa, Nematoda, Chromadorea, Rhabditida, Rhabditidae.